Molecule: messenger RNA, 594 nt
Organism: Drosophila miranda
Lineage: Eukaryota; Metazoa; Arthropoda; Insecta; Diptera; Drosophilidae
Product: guanylate kinase-associated protein mars-like
Exons: 1
Coding region: 130-579 (149 amino acids)
Source: RefSeq, a predicted model, not a curated record
UUUAAAUAAAGGGGCUUAAGUGGGCUAAGUUCGUUUUUUCAUCGGUAUGGCACGCUGAAAAGGCGCCAUUCUUAAGAAGCGUCCCUCCAUUUUUUUUAAACUCCUAAAUAAUUACUGCUCGACGUCAUAAUGCAGCGCCACAGGGAAUUAUAUAAACAGCAAUCACUUGCUUUCAGCCCACGCAAUUUCAAUGAGCAGAACCGGGAACUCCAGAAUGCGGCGCGUGCAAAACAGCGCGAGGAUCGUUUUCAAAGCAACCGCAUUAUUAGUGUUAGUCCAACUCCCGUCAAGCGUGCGGCACCUAUACCGCCUUCAGAGGAGGCGCAGCCACGCCUUACCUAUGUCGCUCCUCCUAAGGAGAAUCGAAAACCAGAGCUGCCUCAGCAGCAGAGGAACCCCACCCGGGACCUUUACAUAAAGCGCUCGUGGAUUGGAAGGCUGCCAGGAAGGAACAAACAAAGAACGAGCAAAUUGCUCGUCGUGGUCAAAAGAUGUUCACAUAUAAAACCGAAACACUUAAACCUGCGACAAACCCCCAGAAAGAGCAGGAGAACGCUCCGGCAUUUGUGCCGCCAUUAAGGCACUCCUUAUAUG